Durusdinium trenchii is the source of this 2406-nucleotide messenger RNA. NCBI's taxonomy places the organism in Eukaryota, Dinophyceae, Suessiales, Symbiodiniaceae. The record is from the annotation of a GenBank genome assembly.
AUGGGUUCGGGAUCCAGCGUGGCGCUGUCCAUGAAGCGGCGGCAAGACGCCAUAGAGGCUCGAAAGAGUGCGAAAAAAGCGAUGAAGAAAAAGAAGAAGGAGGAACUGUACAAGUACUUGCAAGAAAACACCGACUACCAGGACAAAGUCCGGUUUCUGUUCCAGGUGCCGCUGUUGAAGCGUCUUCCCCUCGAUCAACAGCCUCUGGUUGCUCGCGCAGCGAAGUCAGUCAAGUUCCCACCGCGCACGGUCAUCAUCAAAGAAGGAGAGAUGGGAGAUGAGUUUUUCGUUCUCCGUCAGGGUGAGGCCAGCGUGACGGUUCAUACAGUGAAAGGCGACAAGGUAGUGGGGCGUUUAGGACCCGGUGACUACUUUGGAGAGAAGGCCCUGUUGGCCUCUGAGCCGCGCACGGCCACCAUCAUCUCCGAAAGCUUUGCCGAGUGCUUGCGGAUCCACCGGCAGCAAUUCGAAGAGCUUGGCCUCAAAGAGAAGCUCACCUUUGCAGAUCGCAAAGCUGAGCGCAAGCCAAAACUUCGAAGACACAAGCCGCCAACACCGAAAACCCUACAGGAGGAGCAGUUCAUCAGGGACUGCCUCCUGAACUGCGAGAACUUGAGCGGAGGCAUGGGAGGCUUGACUGAGAAGAAGAUGCAGGCACUUAUCAGCGUCAUGUGGAAGGAGAAUGUGUUGCCUGGUCGACGACUGAUCCGGGAAAGCGAUCUGGGCGCCGACUUCUUCUAUGUGGUGGAAUCUGGCACGUUUGAGGUGAUCAUCACCGAAAAGCUCGCUGAAGCAAGGGCUGGGGCUAUUGUGCAUAGUAAGAAGACCGUGGUCGACGUCUUGAAGCGAGGGAACACCUUCGGAGAGCUGGCCAUAAUUUUUCUCAUUCCACGGAGAGCUACGGUGGUUUGCACCUCUGAGGCUUCGGUUUGGGUCUGUGACCGCCUUCAGUUCAAGUCGAUUGUGAUGCCAGUCAGCGAGGAGAAACAGCUGGAAUUUGUGCAGAUCUUUAGUGCAGUGCCGCUGCUUAUGCCGCUGUUGACCACAGAGAAAGCCCAGAUGGCCAAAGUCGUCGUCGAGGUCACUUACAAUGCUGACGAGCACAUUGUAGAGCAGGGUGCUCCUGGCAACACCUUCUUCAUGCUGGUGGAGGGCAAGGUGGUCAUUCUCAGGGAUGACAUGGUGAAAGGAGAGCUGGAGGCAAAUGUAGCGAAGCAGACGAUUCCUUACUUCGGUGAGCGGGCCCUCUUGUACCAAGAGCCGCGCGCUGCUACGGUGAAGGUGAUUUCCGAGUCCGCUCGCUGCCUGAUGCUGGACAAGGAUGCUUUUGAUGAGCACUUGGGCUUGCUCCGGGAAGUCUUAGAGAAUGCGCUGAAGACUAUGGACUGGAAAGCAGACAAGAAGAAGAAAGCUCAUCACCCAGGUGAUCCUGAUAGAGACAGGAUCUACCGGCAUGAGUUGGUCACCUGCGGCCGCAUGGGAUGUGGGGGAUACUCGACGGUAGAUUUAGUGCAGCAUGGGAACUCUGGAAACACCUAUGCUUUGAAAUCCAUCAGCAAGGGCUACAUAUGGGAAUCUCAAAUGAAAGGAGCCAUUGCCAAUGAGAAAGAUGUUUUGUACAUGACGAGCUCUCCAUUCAUCAUCAAGCUCUUCGAGACCUACAACACCCCCAAAUCGCUUUGCUUUUUAUUGGAGGCUGCCCUGGGUGGUGAGCUUUUCACCGUCUACAAGAAGCACUCUUUAUUUGGCAGCGAGGGCCAUGCCAGGUUUUAUGCUGCUGGGGUGGCCUUUGCACUGGAACACAUGCACGAUCGACGCAUCGUCUACAGAGAUGUGAAGCCUGAGAACAUACUUCUGGACCACAAUGGUCAAGUGAAGCUGUCCGACAUGGGCUGUGCCAAGUUCGCUACCAAUAGCACGUACACGGUCACUGGUACGCCUGACUACUUUGCACCAGAGAUGGUGAAGGCCUGUGGGCAUGACUGCAACGUGGAUUGGUGGGCCCUGGGGGUUUUGGUGUUCGAGCUGCUUGCUGGAAAGCCGCCUUUCGAGUCGGCCUAUCCCUUCCAGACAUUUGUCAAGAUCCACAAAGGCAUCGAGCGAGUGAGAUUCCCAGCCUUGCUGAUGGGAUCGGCGGAGGAUCUCAUCAAGGGGCUGCUACGAGAAAUGCCUGAGAAGAGGCUUCCUGCGAUGAACGGAGGCCUGACCAAUCUUUGGAAGCAGAGCUGGUAUUCUGGCUUCGAUCAUGCUGCAAUGAAGAAUCUCAGCCUACCAGCACCCUACAAUCCGCAAGUGCGGAGUAACAGGGACCUGGCAAACUUCUUUGCCAAUGCCGAUGAUCACCCUCGGGAACUGCCUUACGUCGAUCCCGGCAACGGAUGGGACGACUUCUUCGCCAGCUGCUGA